AUGGGCCUAUUUUGGGAUUGUCUCUAUGGUUUGAAAGUUAAAUUUACCAACCAUUACUUUCAAUGGAAGAUUAUAUAUUUUGGUGUUUGGCAAGAAGCUGCUGGUGCAUUGUGGAAUUUAUCAUUUGAUGAUAGAAAUCGAGAAGCAAUUGCAGCAGCUGGUGGUGUUGAAGCCUUGGUUGCUCUUGCACAUUCCUGUUCAAAUGCAUCUCCUGGUCUUCAAGAGAGGGCUGCGGGUGCUCUAUGGGGUUUAUCAGUGUCUGAAGCCAACAGCAUUGCUAUUGGACGAGAAGGUGGUGUUGCCCCUCUUAUUGCGCUGGCACGAUCUGAGGCCGAAGAUGUCCAUGAGACUGCUGCUGGAGCUCUGUGGAAUCUUGCUUUCAACCCUGGUAAUGCUCUCCGUAUAGUUGAAGAAGGGGGGGUUCCUGCCCUAGUUCAUCUUUGUUCUUCAUCUGUAUCAAAAAUGGCACGCUUCAUGGCUGCAUUGGCAUUGGCAUACAUGUUUGAUGGAAGAAUGGAUGAAUUUGCACUGGUAGGGACUUCAUCAGAAAGUACCUCAAAGAGCGUAAGCUUAGAUGGAGCAAGGAGAAUGGCUUUGAAGCACAUUGAAGCUUUUGUCCUUACAUUCUCUAGUCCACAUGCCUUCUCUGCCGCUGCUGCACCAACAGCCUCUGCAGCAUUGACACAAGUAACAGAGUCAGCUCGGAUCCAAGAAGCAGGUCAUCUGAGAUGCAGUGGGGCUGAGAUUGGAAGAUUUGUUGCCAUGCUACGAAAUCCUUCUUCUAUCCUGAAGGCAUGUGCUGCAUUCGCUCUUCUCCAGUUUACCAUUCCGGGUGGCCGGCAUGCACUCCACCAUGUUAGCCUUUUGCAAAAUGCGGGUGCACCACGGAUUCUACGUGCCGCAUCUGCAGCUGCAACAGCCCCGAUCGAAGCCAAAAUCUUUGCAAGAAUCGUACUUCGGAACCUUGAGCACCACCAGAUAGAACUUUCAAUCUAAAGACUAGCCUUGCUGGGAAUACCUUCUCACUUAUACUCAUCAUUGAAGACCUAUGUCAUCCUCCAUAAGUCCCCAUCUCAGUAUCAGCAGUCUAAAAGCAGCCAGCCAUGGCAGCAUCAACAGUUCGCAUGAAAUCAGACUAAACCAAGGCGUGAGAAGGCCUUAGGUAGCAAUCGAGAUGCAUUCAAUUCAGGCAAGAGAUGACGCCCGUUUCUCCUAGGAAUAUAUUUUGCCCUGUAAAUCCUUCUGAGUACAAACUUUGCUGUAAGGUGGUUUGCUUAGGUUUGUCUGUGCUCUUAUAUUUUUCUUUUUUUCUUCUGUUGUUUUAACUUGCCGUCUCUUGUUUAAUUAUAAACAUGGUAAACAUAAUUUUGGUGAGGAAUUGUUUGAGAGACCAGUACCUUACCAGUUUUUGGGUUCUUUAUUCAUUGUGACAUUUGUGUUGUAUAAUUGUAUGUUAGAAGCUAUUUUGAGCCUUGAUGGAGUUUUGGUUGAAUCUUGUUACCAUCAUUGGAG
Molecule: messenger RNA, 1512 nt
Organism: Ilex paraguariensis (yerba mate)
Lineage: Eukaryota; Viridiplantae; Streptophyta; Magnoliopsida; Aquifoliales; Aquifoliaceae
Source: the annotation of a GenBank genome assembly